Messenger RNA from Hyalella azteca, 7865 nucleotides. Its product is annotated as probable GPI-anchored adhesin-like protein PGA55. Gene Ontology annotation, molecular function: protein binding. The transcript is spliced from 14 exons. NCBI's taxonomy places the organism in Eukaryota, Metazoa, Arthropoda, Malacostraca, Amphipoda, Hyalellidae. The record is from RefSeq and is a predicted model, not a curated record. The coding region runs from base 1 to 4293 and encodes 1430 amino acids.
AUGAAGCCUCAGUGUCGCUGCGGCAGUGGUGAGAGGAGGAUGGUUGGGACGUCCGAGUCGCAAGACAAGGCUGCUCAAUUUGCCAGCAAACUCGCCAAGUUUGAACUGUUGAGGCGAGCGCUUCCGUUCCGACACCCCGACUUCUCGGACGACCAGAUCAGGCAGCUGACGGCGCUGUCGCAACGCACCUCUCACUCCGCUCCCUCCCACCGCUCCCGCUCGCGACCACACUCGGGAUGCUCUUCACCGAUCCUUUCGCCCACUAUACAGAGGCUGCGCACGGACGGCUUCCCCUUGCUAGCCCGCGCUGGAUCAGACCCUCUGAUGUCUUGCGCCCCGCCGCCUAGACACGCAAUGAAUACAGGCUCACUCCCCGCCGAACUCCCACUGCCCAGGGCUCCCCACCACCCAACUCCUCCUCUUCCUACAUCUCGGCCUCAUCACCACCACCAUCAUCACCAUCACCAACAUCAACACCAUCAUCGGUCCUCUAGACAUCCUUCUUCCCAUGAUAAAUCAGCAGGAGUAUCAGGAGUAAUCAGCAGCAUCAGCAGCGGCUUAGGAGCUGAUGGCGGCAUCAGUGACCGGGAGCUGCUGGCGGUGCUCACCAAUAAGCUUAUGGACAUGGAGACCAAACUGGCGCAGGCGCGACAGGCCCUCAGGCAGAGGGACUUCCAUAUUGCCGUGCUUGAGGAGAAAGUCAGGAUGUGUAUGAGGGAGGAGGAUCAGGGUGGGGGGCACAUGCGGGGGCUGCUAGACCCCUACAAGGAACAACGUAUCUAUCACCUCGAGACCAAGUGCACCAAACUCGAGCACCAUCUCCUAAAACUUGAGCAAUUCCUGGGUGACUAUGGGUUGGUGUGGAGUGAGGCUGAUGGAUCGUACGCGCUGCAGCCUCUUGCUUCUUACUCCUCUUCUCGCUCAUGCUCCACCUCCUCUUCUUCCUCAUCUUCCUCCUUCUCCUCCACCAAUACAACACCCACGGCUUCCCCCAAGCGAUCCUCGAGAGCUGGAAGACCUCCUCCAAGGGUUAAGAUUAAGAAAAACCGAAGGUCCCCGACGGACUCGUCUCUGUUGACUCGCGGAGUUCGCCGCACCGCCGUGGAGUCAACGAGUCGUAGCGUGUCUUCGGAGGCCGAACCUUUCGUGCUGGACUUCGAGCAGCUCGUCACCGCUGUCGAGACGCUCAACGCUGAGACACUCACCACCAACAGCACCAACGCCGUGACCAAAGCCAGCUCUGCAGACUCUGGCCUGGCGGCAGCUUCCCCUGUAGCUGCAGACAAGGUCAACUCUGGUCUGGCGGCCGCUUCCCCUGUAGCUGCAGACAAGGUCAGUACCACAAACAGUAACUACGCCUUGAGUAAAGCCAGCUCUGCAGACUCUGGUCUGACGGCAUCUUCCCCUGUAGCUGCAGACAAGGUCAGUAGCACAAACAGCCACUACGCCUUGAGUAAAGCCAGCUCUGCAGACUCUGGUCUGGCGGCAGCUUCCCCUGUAGCUGCAGACAAGGUCAGUACCACAAACAGCAACUACGCCUUGAGUAAAGCUAGCUCUGCAGACUCUGGUCUGACGGCAGCUUCCCCUGUAGCUGCAGACAAGGUCAGUACCACAAACAGUAACUACGCCGUGACCAAAGCCAGCUCUGCAUAUGCAGACUCUGGCCUGGCGGCAGCUUCCCCUGUAGCUGCAGACAAGUCGAACUUGGUGAGCGUUGACGUGACCGUCUACAAGAACGGAAUCGUCGUCGGCGCCGCGGACUCGCCGUUCCGCAGUUUCGACUCUUCAUCCACCAGGAGCUUCCUGCAGGACCUCCUCGAUGGCCUUAUGCCUGAUGAAGUCCUAACGCCCAACACCAGAGGGACGCUGAUCAAAGUGCGCGACAAGCGACAAGUUAUUCACCUGCCGACAUCGAGUCGUCGCAAAGGCAGCUCGAGGCCGCCCGUGCCGCCCCGCCCUAAGAUAUCAAUGGGAGACUCGGGCCUGACAGGCUCGUCCCUGACGUCCGUCACGAGUCUGGUGACGGGUAGCAUCUCUGAGGCCGACCCGCUGGUCGAGCCCUCCAAGCUCUGCCCUGAAGCCGAAUACAAGAGUGAAUCCAGCGAGACCUGCCGCAGACUUCCUACCCGGUCUCCCUCUCCUAAGCUUCCUGAGAUGCUGACGAAAGCUUUUGCUUACCUCCAGCAUGUAGGCAGCCGUCGAGAUUCCCUGCAACGUGCCAGUGACAAGAGUGAAAGUGAAGUCACGAGAAUAGAAGUCGCUCCUCCUACCUCUACUCUCGCCACAUCUGUUGUUACCACAACCUGCAUCAUCGCCCAACACGUGACUCAAGCAGUAACGACGGUGUCUAGUCACGGCAUUCAGACGUCGGUUUCACAGCAUUCAACCACCUCCCAAUCCACCAUCACUUCUACUAUUCCUCCAGAACCAUCAGUUCCAGCGCCAUCGGAGCCCCCAAUAAAAACUCACAGUUGCCGGAGAGGCAGCGAAGCUUCCCGGCACUUCGAAGGAGUAGACGGUCGUCCCGUGAGCGAAGCUCGCCGGGGCAGUGAGGUACGAAGAGUCAUUGACAUGAGGCGCGGUAGCGACGCAAGGAAAAUGACAGAAGGUCGGCGAGGCAGCGAAGCCAGGAGAGGCAGCGAUGCUAGAAGAGUAAGUGAGGUGGCAAGGAGGGCCCUUAAUAUAGGAAGGAGAAAAAGUCCUCGUGAAUGGAACAGAAUGAACAGAGCUAUGCUACUACACGACGAAAUGGAAGCCGCAGCGAUGGUCGGAUCUGGCAGACGAGGAAGCAUCGGUAUGGUUGUAGGAGGAGGAGUGGCCGCUACGGACAUCGAUGUCGAUAGUUUACGCAAGAGACGAACUUCAGUGGAAGAUUUCCUGUCUAGAGUGCCGGCCUGUGUCGUGAAGAACGGCAAGAUUGUAAACCUGAGAGAGGAAGUAUCUGAUAUGUUAAUGGGCUCAUCCCGGAAGAGUUCAUUGACGCUGGUGCACACUCCCAUUCUGGAUGAAGCUGAUGAGAGCCAGGAAGAGAAUGACUCAGACGAAGAAACAAAAGAAAACACCGAAAAAGCAGAUUCAGAAGAAACAGAAGAAAAAGACAAAGAAACGCCUUCUAAAAGCCCUUCUCCGAAGUCGGAAGAGCCCAAAUCCGACAGUGCGGGCCAGGUGGCGAAACCGCUAAAAGCCACUAGAGUACCUUCAGUUUCUAAUAUACUGUCUUCGUCCCCCGUUGGCUUGGGAAUGGUGACUAAAAAGGUUCAAGAAAUUUCCCCACUGGCUGCUUCAUCGUCGGUCUGUUCUGUUUCUAGCAAAGUUACGGGGUCUGGAGUCUCUGGGAGAAAAUCUUCAAUCGUUCACGCGAGACAACCUGUCAUCAUCACGACCCUCAGAAUUCGGGCUGCUAACGGUACACAAACAUAUUUGAUAAAAUUGAAGGCGAAUGACACUUUGGAGAAAUUGAGAACCUAUCUUCGCUCGUACCGCGACGGGGAUGACAACUUCGAAGUAGUUCGCACCUUUCCAUACCAGGUUUUGGAUCAGAACUCUGCGACAAUGGCAGAGCUUGGGCUGGUCCCCAAUGCCACUCUUCACUUGAAAUUGACUGGUAAGCCCUCUCCUCCCACAACAUUGAACAUUCCCUCAGAAAUGGCACAUGCCAUCAAAGUCAUGACCGCCGGAGGAGCUUCCAACCUUAUGGCCGCAUCGUCAAUGGCAGGCACCUCUGGCUUGGGCCUUGGUGGCCUCUCAUCGGAAUUCGGAAACACAUUCCUGGGAACUUCGAACCUCGUCUCGACGGGGACAAUGUCAACAGGAAUCGAGUCGCAUGCUGCCCUCAUGUCUGGAGUGAGCGGCGUCAUGCCGGCUGGAUAUUCAUCUGGCAUUGGGCAUAACCUGCUUGGACAGUAUUACAGUGCCACAGGAGUGCCUCCUGCCGUUGUCGCUAAUAUAUCCAAACAUACGGCAACACCACCGGCGAUGAGCACUACGCCGAUGUACGCUUGUUUAGGAGUCACGUUAUCAUCAUCAGGCUUAGCAAGUACUGGAGGACCGUCUUUUGCGGUACCUACUGCUGGCUACGCUGUGUCGUCGUCUCAUUCGUCGCCCAGAUCUCACACGGCAUCGUCUCCAGCUCAUUUAUCUGGUGCUGCAUUUCACCCGUCCCCUUCACCAAGGAGGCCUCCUUCACCCGCUCUUCCAGUCAUCCCUCCCAACCUUCACCCAGCGUUGACACAGAUGCUUCCUCAUCUCUGCCUCCCACACGACUCCCAAGACUCUUCCUCAGGGGGCUCAUAGAGGAGAGUGCGCGACAAUCAAUUUUGUCAUUCGCAUAUUACGUAAAUAUGCCCACUACUGUAUAAAGCAGGCGUGUGCACCCAUCAAGUAACAGGCACGUAGCGGGCUGAGUCAAGAGAGACGAGUUAAAUAGAGACAAUGUGUGUGCCUCGGUGAACGAUUAGAACAAAGCUGUGUGCGUGCCUCGGUGAAUGAUUAGAACAAAGCUGUGUGCGUGCCUCGGUGAAUGAUUAGAACAAAGCUGUGUGCGUGCCUCGGUGAAUGAUUAGAACAAAGCUGUGAGCGUGCCUCGGUGAAUGGAUAAACGAAACUGGGUACGGGCCUCGGUGAGUGGAUGAACGAAAUUGUAUGCGUGCCUCGAUGAAUGAAUGAACGAAACAGUAUGCGUGCCGCGGAGAAUGGAUGAACGAAACUUUGUGCGUGCCUCGAUGAAUGGAUGAACGAAACUUUGUGCGUGCCUCGGUGAAUGGAUGAACGAAACUGUAUGCGUGCCUCGGAGAAUGGAUGAACGAAACUUUGUGCGGGCCUCGGUGAAUGGAUGAACGAAACUGUAUGCGUGCCUCGGAUAAUGAAUGAACGAAACUUUGCGCGUGCCUCGGUGAAUGGAUGAACGAAACUGUGUGCGUGCCUCGUUGAAUGGUUGAACGAAGCUUUGUACGUGCCUCGGUGGAUAGAUGGUGGCGACUGUGCUGAAAGCGAGAUGUUUGAGGCUGAGAAGGCAGUGAGUUGGAAGGUGAAUCUACGCUUUGAUGGUGCGAGAAAUGCAAUCGAGAACGUUCUGUUGUCGGCAAAUGGAUUAAAACGACCAAUAUUUAUACAGUAAUUGUACUAUAAUUUUUCCUUUCGGGAAAAAAAGUAUUUUGAACGGCAGAUAUUAAAUCUUCCUCAAUAGAAAUUUUACAACAUUGCAGUAGGAUUCAAGGUUUGAAAGUUGCGCUGCAUGUAGCUUUCACAAUAAUCCAAUUUUUCACUAAAUGAGCAGUAAGUCAUCACUUUACUGAAAAGCCUUAGCUCCCGGUAAAAAUAUUUGAUUUCGAUAUUUGAUUCAAUUUCAGCGUUUGAUACUCUCAAAGUCUCAUCUCGGCAUAAGCAGCCCUCGAGUAUAGCUUAACAAAGGAUGCAACCCUCACCAUCAAUACGUAUAUAGCCUUGCACCCCAGGUUUUACGCUACAAUUUAGGCACUUUAGAGUACAAUCGUACUUUAGUUUUGUGAUUUAGUUAACCUUUAUCAUGUAGCCGAGUCAGUAAAUAAUUUUCAGAUAGCCAAUAGAUGAAAACUUUGUUUAUAAGAUGUCGGUCGGCUGUCGAGGGAAGGGAGACUAAAAUAAUUUAUUAUGUUACUUCGACCGGGUGUUCACUCUGUCAUGAUGCGCUCGCUAUUUAAGUUAUAUUUUCUCCGUUCUUUGUGGUGUUCGUGGGUAUAAAUUUCAUGGAUCAAUUUACCCAAGGUGCUGCACGUGUCAUGCAAAACAGUAUUAUGUCGAUUUUCCCGCACAACCAAAGAUAAUUUAAGGCAAGAAUACGAUUGAAUUACCAAAUCAUCGAGUAAUUGUUUGGCCAACCUACGACACAAAUGUCUGCUAUAAACACACUAAUAUAAAUAUAAAUGGAUAUCCAAUUCAGCGAGAGCAAUACGAUAGCCCAGACCUAGAGUGAUACUUAUGAAGUCAAGUGCUUUACUAAAACAUGUUGAUUCAAGUCCCAAAUAACUCGAUGUCGUCAAAUAGUUUAGUGUCAGUGUUGUGCGCGUGCAUUUGGUGCAAGUUUGUGUGUGAUUAGUUACCUGUGUUUUAGCAAACCGAUACGGAUGCCUGCGUGUAGCAGGCAGUAAUCCAAGAGGAGUUGGAGAGGCAGAAAUUUAUGUGGGCGCACAAAAUUUUCCAGCAAAGUUUAUUUCCACAAGGAAUUAAAUUAAGAAAUACUUCAUGGCUCUGGAGCUUGAGUGCAGAUCAAUAACAAUGACCGAAAAAAUCAUGCAAUGCAUCGUUCUCGCAAAAAAUUCAAUAUUUUUAGUCGACGUCGGAUCUGCGCAUUAACGAGUUAAAUUGUAGGGAAGGUUAACAUUUGAUUAAAUUCAUACUAGAGUAUCGUCAAAUAAGAGAGAGAGAGAGAACAUCAACAAUUUCGGAUGCUGCAUAUAAAUCCACUGGGUUCCAGAGAAGAAGUAUCCGAUAUAUUAGUGGUCUCAAGCCAAAGGCACGCCAUGUAUCUUGACAUGAUUGAGCGUGACUUCACUCAGACGCCUCCACAGUCUCUCUUCAUUUGCCAACAAAAAUUCAUCGGAAGCCAAAUUUGCCUCGAGUCCGUGAUGGUGUCCGGAAUGCCCAUUGCACUACGACCUAUUAAAAGAUUUGGGAAAAGACGGCUCGGCGAAGUUGGGCACGAUCUACGGGACAAUAAAAGAUUUCUUGGGUUAUUAAAAUUGACGGAGUUAACUCACGGUGAUAAAUGUGCUGCGUAAGAGCAAGCGUUGGGUCAUAAUAGUACCUAGCAAACCUUUGUGGGGUUGGUGGCCGCAACAUUUGAUAGCUUAUCGAAAGCUGCCUCGGGACGAAAGAAGGCUCAUGACCAUCGAAUAAUUCAUUAAUAAGAGCAUGUAGAAUAUAGCGCAGAUAGGAGGGUUAGGUUUGAGUGGCUUUAAUAAAUUAAUUUUUUUGUAUUGUAAUUUGGUGGCUAACGCCAGUUUCAGAAUAAACAUAACGACCACUAGUAAAGUGAUAGUAAAAAUUAAUUUCAAAUUUAAGAACAAUCUAACAAAUAUUUCAGAGGAACAAAGUUUUGUGUCCUCAUGUGUACAUUAAAAAUUGAGCUUCAUCUAAACACCAGAGGGAGUACGAACUUAGAAGGACGUUCGAAGGAGAAAAUUUAGAAAUUUAGAACGAAUUGCUUGUAUUGAAAGUGGCAUUACGAUGCUAUCCUUCAUUCUGUAUGAUGGGCCGAGUCCAGAUAAGAAACCUAAUUUCAUCAGCAAUUUGGUUCAUUUACAUUAAAUAUCGAUGGUAAGGGUUAAAAUGCCUCAUAUGAGAUUAAAAGAGACUGAAUAUGUAGUAGAUCAAACGAUGUUUUGACGUUCCAGGCAACAUUUAGUUCAGUUGUUCCGUCUCAUAUCUGCAAGUUUCAUUCAAAUUCUCAGUGACAAUAGUCGCAAGGAUAGCGGAUCACCCAAUUAUUAUUAUCAUUAGAGAUAUUAGUCACUGUUUUUACAUUACAUAAUUAGGCCGUAGAAUAACUUAGAGCUCUGAGGAUAUAAAAAAAUUAACUCUGUUACUCUAUUUACUGGGAGACCAAGAUAUAAAAAUUACUGUCGCCUCCUUCAGGACCGUAGGACAAAAAACAGAUUAUAUGACUAGACUAGAUCUGACUUAUCCUCAACAUAAAUCACUGAAACAAAUAGGCAUGAACUAAUCGCAUAUUAAAUAACAGUGGGAAUAAAAUUCAAGUCAAUUUAUUUGUAUUUAUAACAGAAUACGUGACAAAACGUAGAAAGUGUGCGGACUGAGAAGCACACUUGGGGGGUCAUACCUUCAAAAAAAAAAAAGUUAAGAGAUCGUAAGUUCAUCAGCCAAUCAUU